AUGGCCGAAGACGCCGCGCCGCCAGAACUCCCGCCCCGCGAGGCCGCCACCCCACCAGAACUCCCGCCCCGCGAGGCCGUCGAAAGCCUCUCCCUGGAAGAGGACGUCGCCGACCUCGACGCGGCCGCGGCCGACGAAGGCUACGAGGAGGAAGCCGCCGACGCCGCCGAGGAGCUGCAGGAGGCUCCUCUGACGGAGGAGGAGGAGGAGGAGGCCCGCGGCGUGGCCCAGCAUUUGCUGCUCAACGCGCCGCCGGGCGAAUUCACAGAGCUUCUCGACGAUGUCGCCUCAAUUACGCCGGAGCGGGCGCUCGAGGGCGGCUUCGUGAACGGCGUGGCGCGCGCGCGCAACGCCCAGAUCCUCGAGGCCGCGAUCACAGAAGACGGGGCGCGCGUCGUCUUGUGCCGCGAGGCGGAGGUGACGCCUACUUCUUAUAGAGAUGCAAACGGCAAGCUGUACGACGUCGACCAUGCUACCCUCGAAGCCAUACCGGUUGAGGACGUGUAUGACGAGGACGCUGUGCCCGAGUCACUGAAGAGCGCGAGAGACGACCUCCAGAAGGCAUUGGCCGUGUACGCCUCCACAAGAUACCUGGGCGAGGGCCACGCCGCCACAUUUGUGGUAGGAGACGCCCUGAAGUGCGUCGUGCGCGGCGCGCGGAAGAACCUUGGAAACUUCCACUCGGGAAGCUGGGCGUCGGCCUGGACCCUCACGCCGUCUUCCGAGGGCUACGACGUGCAGGGCAUGAUACAGGUACGAGCCCACUACUUCGAGGACGGCAACGUGCAGUUGUAUGCGACGAAAGAGGUCACGGCGUCGACGCGAGACGUCUCCCAGUUAAUCGAAGCCAGCGAGAACGAAUUGCACGCCGGCUUGGAAGCGAUGUACGGCGACAUGGCCGACGCGACCUUCAAAGCCUUACGUAGAGUGAUGCCCAUCACGAAGCUCAAGAUGAAGUGGUCCGUGGACGCCUUACGGCUCAAGGGCGGUUUAACCAAGGCGGCGGCGGAGGCGUACUAA
Pelagomonas calceolata is the source of this 1020-nucleotide messenger RNA. The record is from the annotation of a GenBank genome assembly. NCBI's taxonomy places the organism in Eukaryota, Pelagophyceae, Pelagomonadales, Pelagomonadaceae.